GCAAGUACAAAAUUAAUACAAGAUAAAAAUAACAAACUCUUCUCUUCAUUCUUCGACACUUGACUGUUGGUCUCCAGUCUUAGAAAUGAUGCAAUAACCGAAGAAAAAAUUUCAUGGGUUGGUAACACCUCGCAAAUACGGAAAACGUAAUUUAAUAUUUUUCACACGAAGGCUAUGCCGUUUUGUAUAAAUACUAGGGUAAAGCUGUCUAUCAAUCAAACCUCAAACCGCAUCACUAUGAAUUUCCUGGCCCUUAUCGUACCCUUCGCUAUGGUUUUGGCCACUAGCGCGUCCAUCAUUGGCUCCGGAGCUGUCCUGCAAGGCCCUGCUGCCGAAGCCACAAUCGCAGGACCGGACGGAAGUGCAAUUGCAGCUGCAGCGCAAGCUGGAACCGUGGUUGCUGCUCCUAGAAUCGGAGGUGUGGUCUCUGAAAUUAUUACUCCCGGAUUAGUAACAGCUGCUGCUCCUGUUCUUGCUCCUGCUGGAGCCGUCAUCGCAGGACCUUCCGGGACUGUUAUCAGCAACGCUGGGCUUCGCACAAUCAUUGCAGGGCCGGCUUUAGGACUGAUUUAGGAUUAGAGAUGAGCAAUUUUGUCGUCACAGUUUGUACUAGCUAUGACUACUCAAACCAAAUCACUGAUAAAAAAUGUUUUAAAAUUUUUAAUAAAAUAUUAGUCUUUGUAUAGUUUUGUAAAAAGCGAUAAAGUCUUAGGUUGGAAAAAAAAAAUAUAAAUAAAAAUGUGCUGGCUAAUA
Messenger RNA from Tribolium castaneum (red flour beetle), 753 nucleotides. RefSeq lists its product as uncharacterized. NCBI's taxonomy places the organism in Eukaryota, Metazoa, Arthropoda, Insecta, Coleoptera, Tenebrionidae. The record is from RefSeq and is a predicted model, not a curated record. The transcript is spliced from 2 exons. The coding region runs from base 175 to 573 and encodes 132 amino acids.